This is a messenger RNA of Xenopus laevis (African clawed frog), 6047 nucleotides long. RefSeq names its product nucleolar protein 4 S homeolog (gene nol4.S). The transcript is spliced from 11 exons. NCBI's taxonomy places the organism in Eukaryota, Metazoa, Chordata, Amphibia, Anura, Pipidae. The coding region runs from base 1295 to 3202 and encodes 635 amino acids. The record is from RefSeq and is a predicted model, not a curated record.
UCCAAGGGGUUAGUGAGUAACAUUUUGCCCAUUGGCCACUGGCUGGGGAUCACUGCCAUAACAGGACGUUGAAAAGUUGCAAUGAAUGAAUGAACCAGUGCUACUCCGCAUGGCCAGUAGGUGGCAGCAGGAAACCUAUAAAGAGACAAGCGCAGCCAUUUAUACAAGACAAGGAGUCUGGGCUGUCAGUCCCGGGCCGGCUGCAAUAAAACACCGAGCAGAGCCUGGAUCCAGCAGCCCGAUAAUUACUUCUCUCGCCUGUGGGACAGGAGAAAGGAGCAGCCGGGCCGGGGAAGGGUAAAGGUGUCUCUGCUUGUCCAGCUGAACCGGACGAUUAUGAGCCCCAUGCGAGUGUGACAGCUGGGGGAGAACCGGACGACUGCCAGUUACAGGGGAUCUUGGCAUUUAGAAAAACUGCCGCCUGCUUAUAAGCAAGGGGACGGGCUGCAGCCACAUUGAGAGCAGGACACUGGGGCAGGAACUGGUGCGAAGGGGGCGACAGACUGUCCUGAGAGGGGCGAGGAGCGAGUGUUUAGCAUCACCGGGCACUUCUCUGCUGGGGGGUCGGAUGUGUCGUUUCCUCCCGAGUGUUGUGUCUGUGCAGCCUCCUAAUCCUUCCACAUUCAGCCUCGCAUUGUCUCCAUUGUCACCGUCUCACGUGCCUUUAAUAUGAGGCUCAUUACUCUCUAGGGCUGAAGUUAAAUACAUGGGAUCCCCUGGCAGUGACCUGUGAAACUUGUGAUCCCGGGAAUCACUGAUGAUAUAGGAAGUUUGCAGCACUGGGAGUCUCUGUAUUCUUCUCAUUCAGCACCAGGGAGAGAGGCUGCUGCCCGGCCAUUGGGAUUGGCCGCCUCCCUCCUACCUGCCCCACUCGGGAUGAAGACAAGAAGCAGGAGGGGUGUCGGUGACAGUCGCUAUUAUUAUUAUUGCUGCUGAAGCCUGGGCUGUGGCAUUAGCUCUCCCUGUGGGAUAGAAGCUCCCGGGCCAGUGGGAUAGUGGCCGCUCAGCACAACGAGACGGAACACGUAGAAGGACAACAAAAACAUCUGACACUUCUCUCUCUCCCUCCCCCACACACCCUCACCCACCCAGCCAGCCAUUGGGCACCAGCAAAUAUCGCUAUCCGAGGGGGGGCGCCGGUAUCGACUCCAUUAUCCCCCCUGCAGCCUUGUCGCUGCUCCGGGACAUCUCACCUGCCAGACGCGGGGGGACACAGUGUAAGAGAAGAGCCGGCCGAACAGGUGACGAGUGCGCGGGGGAAGGAGCCGAGACGGGCGCUUGGGGGGUCGGGAUCAUGGAGAGCGAUCGGGACAUGUACCGUCAGUUCCAGGACUGGUGCCUCAGGACUUAUGGGGAUUCCGGUAAGACCAAGACAGUGACCCGUAAGAAAUACGAGCGGAUCGUGCAGUUGCUCAAUGGCUCCGAGUCCAGCUCCACGGAUAACGCUAAAUUCAAAUUCUGGGUGAAAUCGAAGGGCUUCCAACUGGGGGACGCGGACGAGCUGAAUGUCGGGGACCAGCAAGUGCUCUUCGUGCCUGUCAAGACUACGGAUGGAGUUGGCAUUGAAGAGAAGCUGUCUUUAAGAAGAGUGGCGGUGGUAGAAGACUUCUUUGACAUUAUCUACUCCAUGCAUGUGGAAACAGGGCCUAAUGGGGAACAGAUCAGAAAACACGCUGGACAAAAGAGGACUUAUAAAGCUAUUUCGGAGACAUAUGCCUUUCUACCCAGGGAAGCGGUGACAAGGUUUCUAAUGAGCUGCUCAGAGUGUCAGAAAAGAAUGCACUUAAACCCAGAUGGCGGCGAGCAUAAAGAUAACGGAAAACCCCCUACCUUGGUGACAAGUAUGAUAGACUAUAACAUGCCAAUCACUAUGGCCUAUAUGAAGCACAUGAAACUCCAGCUUUUGAAUUCUCAGCAAGAUGAGGAUGAAAGCUCUAUAGAAAGUGAUGAAUUUGAUAUGAGUGACUCUACAAGGAUGUCAGCUGUGAACUCCGACCUCAGCUCCAACCUAGAGGAAAGAAUGCAAAGCCCUCAGAAUCUCCAAGGCCAGCAAGAUGAUGAUUCAGCUGCUGAGAGUUACACCUGCAACGAAGCAGUGGGAAACGCGUCCAACUCUACAGGAGAAGCUCAAAACCUGGAACCGAUGGAGGUGCCCACUACCAACGGCAAUGUCAUUUCUGAACAAGAGGAGCAGCCUCUGAAUUUAAGUGACUGUCCUGUCUCAAGCCAACUAAAUCCUGAAUACCGAUUAGAUGACCAUAGUAGCAAUGGGAAGAACACAUACAAAAACCUCCUCAUAGGAGACCUCAAAAUGGAAAGAGAAGCGAGGGAAAAUGGAAACAAGUCUCCAGCACACAGCUACUCCAGCUAUGAUUCUGGCAAGAAUGAAAGUGUAGGGGGCUGUGGGGAAGAUCUCUCCAUGACUCGAGGUGAUGAAGAUGAAGAUGACCAUGAUGACCAUGAAGAUGCUGAGAAGGCAGCUGAAUCAGAUGGAGUAGAAGCAGAACGCCUUAAAGCUUUUAAUAUGUUUGUGAGGCUGUUUGUAGAUGAAAACUUGGACCGAAUGGUCCCUAUAUCUAAGCAGCCCAAAGAAAAGAUCCAGGCUAUCAUUGACUCAUGCAGGCGCCAAUUCCCUGAAUAUCAAGAACGUGCCAGAAAACGUAUACGCACUUACCUCAAGUCCUGCAGGAGGAUGAAAAGAAGUGGUUUUGAGAUGUCACGGCCGAUCCCUUCACACCUUACUUCGGCUGUAGCAGAAACUAUCUUGGCCUCAGCCUGUGAGAGUGAGAGCAGGAAUGCUGCCAAGAGGAUGAGACUGGAUAGACAGGAUGAAAGUCCUCCAGCUGAAAAAUCACAGAAACAAGAUACAGCACAGGUUACGCAUUCAACGUCUGCGGUUUCCAGCACACAAGAUGUUUUAUAUAUCAAUGGAAAUGGAACCUAUAGUUACCAUACUUACAGAGGGCUAGGGGGAGGACUUCUAAAUCUCACGGAUACAUCUAACAGUGGUCCCACUGAUCUGAGCAUGAAGAGGCCAUUAGCAACCAGUUCUACAAGUCCCAGCAACACAAACAGCAGAGCCCAGCUAAACCCUACUGAAGUUAAUGCAGUGAGACAGCUGGUGGCAGGUUACCGAGAAUCCGCAGCAUUUUUGUUGCGUUCGGCAGAUGAACUGGAAAACCUCAUUUUACAGAAGAACUGAGUCAUACAACCUCUUCCCUGGUCUGGUGUAGCUCUGGGAAUCCACAAAUGACAUUCUCAUGUGCCACAGUGGGUCCAUCUUGUUACAGCGCUGAUGUGUAGCGGAGUUAAUUACCAUAAUGCCACACUGUUUUUGAUCCAUGAUGUGAUGUAAAGGUGCUGCGGGUGCACUUGAGACCUUUGACAUUAGCGGGGGUCUUUGAUGUGUCCAGCUUUUUGUUCUCAGUGUGUCAGUUUAAAUAUUGCAUAUGUGGCUGUUGCUCAUUAAGUCAUGCAAACCAACGAAGCAUAUGGAGAACACUGAGAUGGUCACUUAGUUCAAUUUCCAAGUGCAAUAUUAGUGGAAUGUGCCACUGACUCUGUGCAACGAAAGCUCCACGGUACGGCAGGACAAUGCCAAGAUACUCUCAUGCUAGAAAACUGAAUGAAGGAUUGCAUAUUUUUUAAACAAUAGGAUUUUUUAUAUGGUACUUUUUUCAUGCAGACAUUUUAUUUAUAUUCUGAUGAUCUUUCCACGUUCCCUAAAGGUCGCCGAAGUAAUAUUUUUGAAUCCCCCUUUUCUUGAAUCCCCAGUUAAAAUUGUUAACUACUGUUUUAGUUGCAGGUUAAUUAGAUCCUUAGUGUUAGGAAAGCUCCAGGCAGGCUUUAUGGAAGAGUUCCAUUUGUUUCUAAUUGUUUCUUUGUCCUUUCAGUGCUGGGAGUAGGGCCGCAGGCAUUAGGUUAUGUGUUGGAAUAACUGGGAAUUCAUCAUAUAUAUAUAUAUAUAUAAAAUGGGUUUAGAAACGGGAGAAUUGUCCAACAAUUUUGAAAAACACUUGCCAAUUGUCUUGUAGUUCAAUGAUACCACUGAUUGCAUCAGUAAGUCGGCAAGUGUUUAGUGCAGUGAUAAGAACUUCACAUAUAUAAUAAUAUAUGGAUACAUUUUUCAUAAUAUCAUGAUGAUUGUGCUAAGCACUUCUGCUUGCAGGAUGUCAAGAGAUAUUUAUUUUGUAGUUUAGUUUAUGUCCAGGGCACCACAUAAUAUAAAUUUGUUAGCGCUGCUAGUAAGUUUAUGUAGUGGACCGGGCCCUGGGCCAGUUUGAGAGAGGAGGGUCCCCAGGCAAUGAGUGGCUACAGUUCAUUUCGCUCAGACCAUCUGCAGAAACACUUGUAAAUCUGCACCUCCCAAUUGUCCAAGGUAGACCUCAAAUCAAAUAAACUAAAAAGAGACAAGACUCAAAGAAAAGAAGCUGGAGUUAUGGUGACUACUUGGGGUGCAUUAGAUAAAUCAGGGUGUUGCCUAAGAUGUCAGGAUUUAUGCAUCAGAAAGGUUGUGGUUGAUCUAGCACAGCCGAAGGUUGUUGGUCAUGGGAUGGACACCCAAAUACAAUAAUAAUUGCACAAUAUCAUUUAGACAUUAUCCAUCUGACCAAGGAGGGAUAAGGCUCAAUGUCAAAUGCAUUUUCUGCCUAACCCUAAAACCAAUAUACCACAAAUAGUGAUGGGCGAAUAUGUCCCGUUUCACUUCGCCGAAAAAUUCGCAAAAGAUUUGCGAAACAUGAAUUCUAACACGCUCGUCAAUUUUGACGCUGCCGUUAAAGUCAAUGGGCAUCCGAAUAACGUUGACGCGCAACAGUUUUGACGCAAGCGACUUUUCUGACACGCGUCCAAGGUUUUUUAUUCGCCGGUGAAACGUGGAAAUUCGCCACAAAUUGGUGCCUGCCGAAUUUAAUCACCCAUCGCUAGCCACAAAUUUUCAGUUGAUGGAAGCUGCAAACUUUAAGGUGAAGUAUUUCUUCCAGCAUCACAGAGCUGCCGCCAUAGUCACUGUAUGGCGUUAGUCAAUCUUGGGAUUCACCCAUAGCUCAUUCUCCUCUCUAUGACAGAACCCAUGUUUGGCUAAGCUCUCAUCAUUCCACAGCUGCUGUUUCAUGCAAAUCCUUCUCUGUGUGGUGUCGGAGACUGAUAAUAUUUAAGAGGUUGCAAGUGACAAUCUGAUAAUUUGCACUCUGGUCUAACCUUAUUUAUUUAUUUAUUAUUUUACUACUGUGGCUUUAACCUCUUGGGGUGUCAAGGGGUGAUUAACCCUUUUUCCAUCAGACUGGCGGCGAAACCCUUCACUGCCUAUGCUGCUGGUCGAAAGGGUUAAAUAAAGCAAAUUCAACAAAAUCUCUGUGAACUGGACACGCCCACCAGAAAGUUGUACAAAAACUGUAUAUUGAGGAAAAACUCCAACCGCUCUUUAUUUCCAUUGGUAACUACACAUAAUAAUGGUGUUUCUUUUGUGCAUUGAUCACGCUCACUUUUGCAGUAGAAAAGUACUUUUUUUUUUUUGUUCAUGGCACAAGUAAAAUAUGUUUAGUUGUUUAGCUUUUGUUGAAUAUCACGUCCCUUGUGCAUUCCUGAAUUUGCCUUAUUUCAUGUAAAAAUGUAAUUGGGUUUUUGACAAUGAGUUUAAGGCAUCAGUGAUAUUUUGUACAUACACAUACCUGUUUUCUAUAGACUGACUGUGAUUGUGACUAGGUAAUGUGCACUUUUUAAUGUAACUGUGGGCAUUGCUAUGCUUUUCCUUUGAGUGUUUCUAGGGUUACUGUUGCUUACUUUAAAAAAAAAAAAAAAACUUUUGUGAUACUGUUUGUGAAAUAUAAUGUGAAAAAGCUAUUGAAUUAUGAAUAUUUUUAAUAUAUUGUACAUUAUUACACAAAACAUCUUUACGUUGUGGACCAGUGUUCACAAAUUUAAAUGAAAAUCAAAGAUCGAGGGCUGACAUUUCCUCUGGUUUGUUUGGAUAAUAAAUUGAUUUAUGUGUAAAAAAAAAAAACGUUUUGAGAAAGUUUUUUUGAGAAUAAAAAUACGGCAACUUCUCA